Messenger RNA from Cylicocyclus nassatus, 2929 nucleotides. The record is from the annotation of a GenBank genome assembly. NCBI's taxonomy places the organism in Eukaryota, Metazoa, Nematoda, Chromadorea, Rhabditida, Strongylidae.
AGAUGCUAUUUUGGUCUUUUGUAAACGACUGAUGCCUAGCUAAAAAUGGCUCUUUUCAUCAAACGUGAAGUCUUGUCCGAUGAAGAACUUGAAGAUGAUCCAUGCCAUGGCACUAUUGAGAUUCUUGAAUAUGAACAGCGUAUCAUGGUUGACACCAUGGACGAUGAUGUCAUCUUCAUUCAUGGGAGGGGUCUUGGUAUGGAAAGACUUUUUCUCAAUCACCUCAUAAUGUAUUCUGAUCAGAAACUUCUAACUAUAGUUUUGAACACAUCACAACACGAUGAGUCAUAUUUCAUCUCGCAACUCAAAGCGGUCAAUGUUCCAUGUCCACCAAAAUUGAUAAAUGCUGAUGUUUCGACCAAGGACAGGGAAGCUGUGUAUCUCGAAGGUGGAGUGCAAUUUAUUACGUCUCGUAUAUUACUUGUUGACUUGUUAACUGAUCGUGUGCCUGUAAAGAAUAUUGCUGGUAUCUUGGUUUACCGAGCUCAUCAGGUUCUUUCAUCGUUUCAAGAGUCUUUCAUUCUGCGCUUGUACCGCGAAAGAAAACCGGGAGGUUUUGUCAAGGCGUUCACGGAUAUUCCCACUGCGGUAUGCGCACUCGGCCAGUUACAAAGAGUAGUGGAUCGUUUGUAUAUAAGGCGAGUACGCCUCAUACCACGCUUUGACACUGAUGUCAGAAUAACAUUGGAGAAAUGCCCGCCAGCCAUGACAGAGAUGAUCGUCGAUCUUCCGGCUACAAUGCGUAGGGUACACACCACGUUUGUUGAGUUGUUGAAAGUAUGCAUUCGUGAGCUAAAGCAGUGUUCAACAGUGGAGAAGCAGGCAGUACAAGAAGAGGACACGGUGAAUGUUGCUGUCUACAGACCCAGCCUUUUGGAAAGACAGCUCGGAGAAAGAAGGUCUUUUCUCACCGAAAAACAAAGUCGUCUCAUGUCCGAUCUGACUCUUCUGAGGGAAUUACUGCAAACUGCAGAAGAUAUGGAUGCAGCCACUGUGCUCAGCCGAAUCAACGCCGUUAGAAACGACAAAGAGGCUUUUGAAAAAAGUGGUGGUUGGAUGAUAUCUCGGGUAGCCGCGACUCUCAUCGCUGAUUUGGAGAAUUUAUGUGGUUAUGGUUCCUACAAGAGUCAUCCUUUUGUCCCACCCCCAAAAUGGCAAGUUCUCAUGUCGGUAUUGGAUGAGAUUAAAAGCAUUCCUGUUCGCCCAAGUGAAGUUGGACCCGACGGACCUUCGGUAUUGCUGCUUGUAAAUAAUGACAGCGUAGCACGACAGGUUACCGAUUUGAUCAAGAAUGGACCUGAUUUCCUUAGAUGGCUAGCAAGGAGGGCUCUGGGUGCAGGAGCGGGCAAAGAACCCGAGAAAAUGCCUCUGUGGAAUGUUGAUCAUGUAAUUCCUUUCCAGAGAGGAAACCUGGUACAAGAACCUCGUAAGGAGUUGGUUUCUGAUCUCCAGAAGAGCACAGUAGCUGCCGCGCGAGCUUCAAAGCGACGUCGAAAGGCAGCUGAGGAUCUUGUUGGGACUUCUGACCAUGGAGGGAAGCAAACGAAGAUAGUGCAGUUUGGUAUUUUGCAGUACAAAAAACGAAAAAGCGACGAACCUCAGCAGGCAACCCCAAGUAUAGCAAAACCAGAACCUGUUGACGAUGGAUAUGAAGAAAAGCCGGAAGAGGCAAAGACAAUUGGAGAGCACGAAAAGGUCCCAUUGGUCAUCAUGGCUUACGGUGAACGCUACACAAUCCUUAAGCAACUUGAGCAGAUGAAACCCACUGUAAUUAUACUCUACAAUACGGAUGUUAUAACCUUGAGACAUAUUGAGAUUUAUAAAGCUUGUCAUGCUGAUCUGUUCCUUCAUAUCUUCUCGUUGAUGUAUAGAGAGUCUACAGAAGAGUCACGCUACCUCACAGCGCUUAAAAAUGAGACGGAUGCUUUUGAAUCCUUGUUCAAGGAACAGAAGACUCUACUUAUUCCACGACGAUAUGAAACUGUUCGAGAAGAAGUACUGCGACUUGAGCUUUCUACGCGUGAUGGUGGCGGACAAGUCCCAGAAACGGAUGAGCGACCUAAGGUAGUAGUUGAUAUGCGAGAAUUCAAUAGCGAACUACCGACUGUCUUGUACAAAAAGGGAUACGAUGUGGUUGCUGUCACGCUUGAGGUGGGUGAUUAUGUUCUCUCGCCUGGAAUAGCUGUGGAGAGAAAAGCACUUGACGACCUGACACAAUCGCUACAAUCUGGAAGAGUUUUCAAGCAGUCUGAGCAGAUGUUGCGGCACUAUGCUAACUCGGUGCUUUUGAUAGAGUCAAAUCGAAAGUUUGAGUCAAAAAUUGUUAACGGUGGUCCUUUUCAGGGAGAACUGACGCGACAUUGUCGUGAGAUAAGAGCGCUACUUUGUUCGCUAUUACGCGCUACUCCCAAGCUGAAGUUGAUAUGGUCGUUGUCACCAGCAAAUUCUGCUGAAUACUUUGCGGAAAUGAAACUCAAUCGAGCUGAGCCUGACCCGGAAAAAGCUGUUUCCUUGCGAGGAGACGAUGUCUUCAAACAGAUAGAAGAAGAAUCACACGACACCCCAGAGAAGCGAAAAAAGCCCAACGCUGUUUUACUAAGACAUAUGGCUCAGCAUUUACCCGGCAUGGGAAGAGGCGAUGUGCAAACGAUGAUGCUCAGUCAGAAGGUAACGAAUUUGAAGGAGUUGUUCACGAUGCCUGCAGAACGGCUACACGCUGCCAUCGGCGUUCAUGCUGAUAGAAUUAGUGUGUUUUCGAAUUUUGAUUUUAGCUCUACCGAGUGAAAUUAUAUCUAUAGUUUGCUGAUCUGUUCGUUUGAUCAUCGUGAUCUCACUUUUUUACCUACAUCUCGACCUCAGCCAGUGUUUUGGAGGGGUUCAUUGAUUGUUAAUUUUAUCACAUAUCAUAUAUCAUUAUUAAUAAAUGCUA